UAAAACAUUCAAAUUCGACUAUUGUGGUCAUAAUUUCUAGAAAAGACUGGUUAUGCAAAUAUUUUUUUCCUAUCUUUGGUGGUAUAGAGUUUGAAUCUUUAGUUAGGGGAAAGGAAGUUUGCUAAUUUUUAUUAAAGGAGAAACGGGUUGAUUGGGUGUACCUGAAGCAACCAUCUAUAUUUCUCUGCUCUCAUAAUUCAAAACACUUUUGCAUUCAAAUGAUUUUGAUCUCCCUUUGGAACUCUUAAUAAACAAAGCCACUUCCUUCCUUUUUCCUGUCUUAAACGCAGAGAGCAAGAGCUAUUGCAUUCACCAACAUCCGCCGUGCCUCUACUCUUUCGGUUCUCUUUGUUUCAUGGCUUCUCGUUUUCUCUCCUACAUGGAACCCUAUGGCUGCUCCGAUGGAGUUAGUUCUGUGGGAUUUCGUCUCGUCCGCCGUUCGUUACUCUGCUCACCACCGCCCCUUUCGCUGCGCCACGUCUCGAGGUCACGCCUUCGGUGCCGCCUCUACUGCUCACCCAUUCGUCACCGCAUCCUCUGUUCAACCCUCCGUCGCUGUGUCUUCUCUUGGAGCGUGUAAAUUCGCCGAAGCUUCUCAACUCGAAGGAGGGCAAACCGGAUCUGAUCCUUCUCACCUCCUCGAUUAUGUGCUUCACCCACGAGAUCUGUUGCCGUCUACGCCGCCGCCUCCUGAACUACAGAAACUCGGAUCUGAGACUGUCUCUCCGCCGCUGCCGCCUCUCCUACGCCCCCCUUUUUACAUCUCGGUUUCCACUGCUCCUCCACCGUGGGUUUCAAAAGGUGAACUGUCACCUAAGCCUAUCCAACAAACUGGGCCCUUUGACUUCAUCACUUUUAUGUUUAGUUGCAUCGUAAUGUUUUCUAGUUUCAUUCUAUCGGGAUCUUCUGCUUCAGUUGUUAACUUUCAUGUUGUUUGAACUUUUUUAAUAUAAGUUGGUGUUACAAAAAAAAACGCAGACAGCAAGGAUAAAAUAGUUGAUGAAUUUGUGUUUAUUCCGUUGCUAUUGGUCUGUGUAUUAUACA
Messenger RNA from Brassica oleracea var. oleracea, 1044 nucleotides. RefSeq lists its product as uncharacterized. The record is from RefSeq and is a predicted model, not a curated record. Lineage: Eukaryota; Viridiplantae; Streptophyta; Magnoliopsida; Brassicales; Brassicaceae. The transcript is spliced from 2 exons. The coding region runs from base 390 to 938 and encodes 182 amino acids.